GAUACAAUACAAGAUUUUCAAACUACCAAAAUUUCAGCCAACUUUUACUAAUAAUUUCAGUCGCUUUCUCUGCCUCACUAAGUAAAUAGACACAGGAAAAUCAAAUCUAGGAACAACCAAACUUGAGAUCCACAAUUUCGAAAAGCUGAAUAUAUAUUUAUUCUCCAAAUACAUUGGUUUAAUUUAGCAAAUAUGAAAUUUUCACUUAUCAGUACCAUUGUUUUCAAACAAGAUAUAUUAAUAUAAAUACCAGCUCCACUCCUCCAUUUCCAUAGCUCAACAAGAAACUUAUCAUUCAUUUUCCUCUAAUCCUUCUUUAAUUACCUCUUCUCCAAAAAUGGCAAUCAAGGUCCAUGGCCACCUCAACUCAACCGCAACACUAAGAGUUCUAGCUUGCCUCAACGAGAAAGGGCUCGACUACGAGUUCGUCCCGGUUAACAUGAGCACUGGUGAGCACAAGAAGGAGCCCUUCAUCUCUCUCAAUCCCUAUGGGCAAGUCCCAGCCUUUGAAGAUGGAGACCUCAAGCUCUUUGAAUCUAGGGCCAUAAAUCAAUACAUAGCACAUACCUAUGCCGACAGUGGGACUGAGUUCAUAUGCAAGGAUCAAAGAAAGAUGGCAACCGCCUUUGUUUGGUCGGAGGUGGAGAGUCAGAGAUAUGAACCUAUAGCCUUCAAGCUAACCUGGGAACUUGGUGUUAAACCAUUAUUGGGGAUGAGUACAGAUGAUGCCGUUGUCCUAGAGCAAGAAGUCGAGCUGGCUAAGGUUCUUGAUGUGUAUGAAGAUCGUCUGGUGCAGUCCAAGUACUUGGGUGGUGACUGCUUCACUCUAGCAGAUCUCCAUCAUCUCCCGACACUGCACUUCUUGAUGGCCUCACGAAUUAGAGCUAUCUUUGUUUCACGCCCUCAUGUGAGUGCUUGGAUUGCGGAUAUCAUGGCAAGGCCAGCUUGGCAAAAGGUUGUUGCCACGCAUAACAACCAGUGAGCUCCAAGGGUCUUCAUUUUCGUAAUAUCAGUUUCUCCUUUCCUGUUGAAUAUCUUAAAUCAGAAAAUUUGGAAAAAGUGUGUCAACGAGUCAUGGAACUCAAUAAUCUAAAUCUCAGCUUUCCAUGUUCCAAAGGACCACAAGAAAGAAAAAGAACUCUAUAUUUUGCUGCUUA
This is a messenger RNA of Salvia miltiorrhiza (redroot sage), 1157 nucleotides long. RefSeq names its product glutathione S-transferase PARB-like. The record is from RefSeq and is a predicted model, not a curated record. NCBI's taxonomy places the organism in Eukaryota, Viridiplantae, Streptophyta, Magnoliopsida, Lamiales, Lamiaceae. The transcript is spliced from 3 exons. Gene Ontology annotation, cellular component: cytoplasm. Gene Ontology annotation, molecular function: glutathione binding; glutathione transferase activity. Bases 338 to 982 code for a protein of 214 amino acids.